Messenger RNA from Aplysia californica (California sea hare), 1320 nucleotides. RefSeq names its product NCAM-related cell adhesion molecule. The record is from RefSeq and is marked validated. Gene Ontology annotation, molecular function: protein binding. Lineage: Eukaryota; Metazoa; Mollusca; Gastropoda; Aplysiida; Aplysiidae.
CCAACAAUUUUCCCCUCGUUCCGCCCACCAUCGAGGACAUGGAAGAAACGUACGAUGCUGUCUCUGGUCAAGAACUGACCAUCACGUGUACAGCCAAGGGCGACCCCGAGCCUUCGGUCAUCUGGAAGAAGGAUGGACCUCAGAGUGCCAGCACUGAUGGCAUUGUGAAAAAGGGCCCCACUUAAAAGAAAGUUGGGAGCAACCAGAAUGACAUGGAGGAAAAGACAGUGGCCCAGCACAUGACCUUCAAGCCCGUGACCUACCAGGACGCCGGCACCUACAUCUGUACAGCCUUCAGUCUGGUGGGGAGCGCCAACAAGACAGUCAAACUGACCGUGCAGUAUAAGCCAAACUUUGACACUGAUUUCAAAGAGCGAGAAUUCUUUGGCUGGAGAGGCCACAAGGCCAACCUGACAUGUCAGGCCAACGCCAACCCCGUGGCCACCAUUGAGUGGUACAUGCCGGAUGCGGAGAACCCUGACGACUACUCUAAGGCCGUUCGCAUUCCCAACGAGGCCCCGUAUACCAUCAACAUGCUGCAGAAGUGGGACGGAUCUUUCCUCAGCUCCAGGUCACUUCACGUGGACAUCGGGGAUGAGACGAGCCAUUACAAAGAUUUCCUGUGUGAGGCCACCAACGUCCAGGGCACGACCUGGCAGGUUGUCACUCUCAAGGAAGCAAAGCCACCGGGCUCCCCUGUGAUCAGCAUGGGCAACGUCCUGACGUCCUCCAUCACUGUCAACAUUGAGCCCCCUGCGGAGAACAACGGUCAACCGGUCACUGAGUACACCUACCUGUACUACCCUGACGGAGACGCCGCCCAGACCAACAAUGGACAGACAGCCCGUACGGGUGACAAGACGAAACUGGAACUGACUGGUCUGACCUCCAACACCCCGUACGUGGUCAAGGUGAAGGCCAAGAACAACGUAGGUGAAGGUGAAGAGGCCACGGUGACCAUCCCCACCCUGAAAGUGAGCAAACCGUUCCGACUGACCAUCAAGUCUCCCCAGAUGAGCGAAAACGCUGACUCCUACCUCCUGGAGUGGGAGCAACCCGAUGACGGCGGCUCGCCCAUUAAGCACUUUAGCAUCUCAUACAGACAGGUGAAGGUCAAGGGCACGGAUGAGCCGGGGACAUGGAAGAUUGACGGCGACAUCGACCUGGAUCCCAAGCUGAAGGUGGUGCCUAACCCCAGCGCCCUGAGCACGCGGCUGGACGACCUUGACGCCAACGCCUUCUACGAGAUCCGCCUGUGGGCCACCAACGAGGAGGGAGACUCGGAGCUCACCCAGGUGCUCAUCAAGACAAGUGCAGGAG